AUGUCAACACUCAAAAGAAGAUUAAGAUUUCUUGGAUUAUUCCGGAGAAAAAAAUAUGCUGAUCUAUUAGAGGUUGCCGUGUUUAUCUUACAACAGCAAGAAACUUCAGGAAAGCUUCGCGGUUAUCGAUGGAUGCACUUAAAAUGUAUACAAUCUGGACUUAACAUUCCUAGGGAUACUGUCAGUCAGUUGAUGAAAAUUAUAGAUCCCGACGGAGUCAAGUGUAGACUAAGCAGAAAAUUGAGACGUCGACAAUACGCAAGUCCAGGACCUAAUUUUGCUUGGCACAUAGACUCUUACGACAAAUUAAAGCCAUAUGGCAUCGCAAUAAACUGGUGUAUAGACGGCUUUUUAAGGUACAUGGUUUGGUUAGAAGCAGGGACUACUAACAAUGAUCCUAAAGUAAUUUCAAAUUAUUGUAUUAAGGCAGUAAAAGAGAAAGCAGGAUGUCCCCAAAGAGUUAGAUUUGAUUUCGGAACUGAAAAUGUAUACGUAGCGAACAUGCAGAAGUUUUUACGUCGUAACCACAAUGAUGAAUUUGCCGGUGAUAAAAGUUACCUGUCCGGGAAAAGCACACAUAACCAAAGAAUUGAAUGGUUUUGGAGUAUACUUAGAAAGCAGAUGGUACAAUAUUACAUGGAUCUUUUUGCAGAUCUUUGCAAAGAUGGACAUGAUAUGUUUUGUGGAGACUUCGUUGACAAGAGUGUUAUUCAGUUUUGCUUUAUGGAUAUAAUUCAGAUGAUCUUCGGUGCACUUGGAAUACACAUACUAUGCAGAAAAAAACCUGGCAAUGGAAGUGGCAAACGACCUAUUUUACUGUAUAGUAUACCACAUAUCUACAAUGCAGAGGAUCGCUUAUAUUCAACAGACGAGAUGGAAGUCCUUGUGUGCGAGGGAGAAACGACACCAAAAAAGAUGUGUGAUGAAACUUAUGACGGCACAUGUUGA
Messenger RNA from Mytilus californianus (California mussel), 948 nucleotides. RefSeq lists its product as uncharacterized. Bases 1 to 948 code for a protein of 315 amino acids. The record is from RefSeq and is a predicted model, not a curated record. The transcript is spliced from 3 exons. Lineage: Eukaryota; Metazoa; Mollusca; Bivalvia; Mytilida; Mytilidae.